This is a messenger RNA of Peronospora matthiolae, 3600 nucleotides long. Lineage: Eukaryota; Oomycota; Peronosporomycetes; Peronosporales; Peronosporaceae. The record is from the annotation of a GenBank genome assembly.
AUGUACAUUGGCUCGGUGGAGCCUACAAAGGACAAUUUGUGGAUGGUUUCCGCUGAUUCUGCUGCUUUGGAGGGAGGUGAACGUGUACGGAUGAAGCAGCAGACGGUCGAGUACGUGCCUGCCUUGUACAAGAUUUUUGACGAGAUUAUCGUGAAUGCAGUGGACAAUAAAGUCCGUGACCCGUCGAUGCGACAUCUGGACGUAGUAAUUGAUCCUGGCUGCAAAGAGAAUGGGUACAGGUCGUGGAUUUCAAUUUACAAUGAUGGCAAAGGAAUUCCGGUGGAGUUCCACAAGACGGAGCAAGUCUAUGUGCCGGAAUUAGUGCUAGGUCAUUUACUGACGGGAUCGAACUUUGACGAUACGAACGCAAGGCUCACUGGUGGACGGCAUGGAUACGGUGCCAAGUUGACAAAUAUCUUUAGUGACGAGUUUGUCGUGGAGACAGGAGAUGUGUCGAUGGGGUUACGAUAUAAACAGGUCUGGCACAACAAUAUGCGCUGUCGCGGGGAACCGGAGAUUACGGAGUUUGUAGGCGAAAUCGCAAAGGAUUUUACGAAAGUGUCGUUUUCUCCCGAUCUGGAAAAGUUUGAGAUGGAGAAACUUAGUGUGAGUAUGGCGCGUGUACUAAAGAAACGGGUGUACGAUGUGGCUGGCUGCUUGACAGACGUGGAGGUUACGCUAAAUGGCAAGAAGGUGCCAAUUUCCGGCUUUGAGUCUUACAUUCAGGCUUUCUGUCGGUCCACUACGGCGGCGCCUGCUGUCAAGACUAAUAAGCCAAGCAGUGUAGUGAAUAGUAGCGGGGACGCAACAUCGUCUGGUCCAAACUACGUAUAUUCCCGUAUAAACAAACAUUGGGAAAUUGGCGUGCUGCCUUCUGACGUGGGCUUUGUUCAAGUUAGCUUUGUCAAUGGUAUGUCGGCACUUCGUGGCGGCUCCCAUGUUGGUUAUGUUAGUGACCAAAUUUGUCGCCGUGUUGUUGAGCGCGUGAACAAAAAGUACCCGGAGCUUUCUGUGAAUAUGGCACACGUGAAGCCACAUGUGGCGAUCUUCAUUAACUGCCAAAUCGAGAAUCCGACGUUCGACUCCCAAAUGAAAGAGUACAUGACCUCGCGGCCACAGACAUAUGGAUCAUCGUGCAUGCUGCCCGAAAGACUGCUCAAGCUUGUGUUGUUAGACUCUGGCAUUGUCGAGCGUGUCGUGCAAAGCGCACGUGCACGACAGCGAGCAGACCUUCUCAAAAAGGUGUCAUCCUCGCGCUCAAAAAGCACGUCGGUGAAUGUACCAAAGCUCGAGGAUGCCAACUUUGCUGGUGGACCUCGCUCUAGCGAAUGCUCGUUGAUUCUCACCGAAGGUGACUCAGCAAAGGCUCUAGCAGUGGCAGGUCUUGCAGUGGUUGGGCGCGACCGAUUUGGUGUUUUCCCUCUUCGAGGUAAACUCCUGAACGUGCGUGAUGCGUCAAUGGCUCAACUUGGUAAAAAUGCCGAGUUUGCGCACCUGUGCACAAUUCUCGGUCUUCGCAUGGACGAGCAUUAUGGCACGGAAGACGCACGGCUGAAAUUGCGCUACGGGCGUGUGAUCGUGAUGACAGAUCAGGAUCACGACGGCUCUCACAUCAAAGGCUUGCUGUUCAACUUGUUCCACACCUUUUGGCCGGAGCUGCUCGAAAAAGGUGGCUUUAUCAGCGAAUUCAUCACGCCUCUUUUGAAGGCGACUCCUUCGUCGAAGCGUACUGGUGCUAAGCAUGACCUGGAGACCCGCCGCUUCUUUAGCCUGCCGGAGUACUUUGAAUGGAAAGCUUCGUUGGAUCUGAGCAAGCUCAAGUAUUAUACUAUCAAGUACUACAAAGGUCUGGGUACAAGCACUAGCAGUGAAGGACGCGAGUACUUCAGCGACCUAGAUAAGCAUCUUGUGGAUUUUCAUUGGAGCGGUGACGGUGACGGCGAUGCGCUAGACAUGGUCUUUAGCAAAGCACGUGCUGUCGACCGCAAGGCUUGGUUAUUGAAUGAAUACUCUCCCGAUGCUUACCUCGACACGAGCUCGGGACAUGUGACGUACCGUGACUUCGUUAAUCGCGAGCUCAUUCAAUUUUCGCAUGCGGAUAACGCACGAUCGUUGCCAUCUGUGGUCGAUGGGCUCAAGAUUUCGCAGCGCAAAGUGCUUUUCGCUUGUAUGAAGCGCAAGCUGACCAGCGAAGUAAAGGUGGCGCAGCUGGCAGGCUACUGUAGUGAACACACAGCUUACCACCACGGUGAAGCUUCGUUGCAUUCGACGAUAGUGAAUAUGGCCCAAGAUUUCGUUGGCUCCAACAACCUCCCGCUGCUGUAUCCAUCCGGCCAAUUUGGUACUCGGUUGCAAGGAGGUAAGGAUGCAGCUAGUCCCCGGUAUAUCUUUACGCAACUUCAGAAGCACACUCGCUUGAUCUUUCCCGAGGAAGACGACGUGUUGCUCCGCUAUGCUGAUGAUGAUGGUUUCCCAGUUGAGCCCGUGUACUACGUUCCUAUCCUCCCGAUGCUAUUGGUGAACGGCGCAGAGGGUAUUGGUACCGGCUGGUCGUCGUCGAUUCCUUGUCACCACCCGGUGCAAGUGAUUGACAACUUGAUGAAGCUUAUCGAUGCAGAAGAAGCUGGCGAAGAUUUGUCAAAAGUCGAGCUAGCACCGAUGACUCCAUGGGCCAAAGGGUUUAGCGGUGACAUUCGUCAGACUGGCAAACACUCGUUUGUCUCACGUGGUAGCGUGCAACAGGUGAACACGUCCACGCUACGGGUUACAGAGCUGCCACUUAGCAAGUGGGUGGAGGACUACAAGAAGUUCUUGUGGGACCUCGUUGGCAAGAAAGCUAUUCGGUCUUUCUCUGAGCAUCACACGGAUCGUGAUGUUCGUUUUGACAUCUCGAUGGCCCGCUCGGACCUUGCUAAAUACGCCGACGACGCCGCUACUGACGAAAGCAACGGCGCUGAUGCUGGAGACAGUGAAGCACUAGUGAAGCUAUUGCGUCUGGAAUCGCCACUGAGUAUCAGCAAUAUGCACGCGUUCAAUGCUGACGGUCAGCUAAGUAAGUACGAGACGAGCGAGGACAUUUUGCGCGACUUUUACAGUGUCCGGCGCGAGCUGUACGCAAAGCGGAAGCAGUACCUCGAGCAGCAGCAACAGCAGGAGCUGGUGUACCUUCGCAACCGCAUCCGCUUUAUCCAAGAGGUCUCGUCCGGCAGUCUGCAGCAGAUUACCCAGGAGCGGUUACCGAAAGCUGCACUUCUUGCGCUCCUGAAGACGCACGGAUUUUUACCGGCAUCAUCUUUUCAGAAGAAAGUCUGUAUCGACGGUGUUGGUACGCUUGGAGUAAUACCCGCUGGCGGUGAUCAAGAUGAGGCAGCAGCGAUGGUCGACGAUUGCAAUGCAGAGGACGAAGAAGACUACGAUUAUCUACUCAACACGUCGCUCGUGAGCUUUACAAAAGAGGUGGCGGAUCGGUUGCAACAGGAGCAUGCGACGAAACACGCGCGAUUGCACGAAUUGCAGACAAUGACGCCGACUCAACUGUGGCGCAAGGAACUCGGUCGACUACGCGCUCUUUUACUGCGUGAUUCGGCGUUUCAAGUGUGA